Molecule: messenger RNA, 2145 nt
Organism: Triticum aestivum (bread wheat)
Lineage: Eukaryota; Viridiplantae; Streptophyta; Magnoliopsida; Poales; Poaceae
Product: protein NRT1/ PTR FAMILY 4.5-like
Exons: 5
Coding region: 1-2145 (714 amino acids)
Biological process (GO): transmembrane transport
Cellular component (GO): membrane
Molecular function (GO): transmembrane transporter activity
Source: RefSeq, a predicted model, not a curated record
AUGCAGCCACGGGCUUGUCUACCGGAGCGACGCGGCGUCGGCCGGAGCGGGGCGCUGGCGCGGCGGUCGGAGCGGGAUGCGGCGCGGCGGUCGGAGCGGGAUGCGGCGCGGCGCAGGCGGCGGCCGGAGCGGGGUGCGGGCGCGAAGCAGGCGGCGAGCGAGCGGCCUGUCGAGCAGCGGGCGCAGCAGCAGCUGCCGACGGACGAGCGAGCGCGGCGUCUUGACCAGCUACGGUCGCGCACGCGUGCGCGUCGGCCGGAGCAGGGCACGUCGGCGGAGCAGGGCGCCUCGGAGCAGACUGCGGCGGGCAGACACAGGCGGGGGCGGGGGGUGCGCAGGCGGCGGCAGGAGGCAGCUGGCCGGACGCGACCAGGACGAGCGGGGGUGGGCUGGCGCGACGAGCGCGCGAGGGGAGCAACGAUGACUGCCGCCGGCGCGUGGGCGAGCGCGCGCGGGAGCGCAGCGGCAGGCGGCAAGCUGGGACGCGCGGGCGCGGCGGGCCGCAAGCGGCGGCCUGCGAGGGCGGGAUGGCGCGCCGGGCGAGCGGCGAUGACUGCUGCCGGCGCGUGGGCGAGUGCGCGCGGGAGCGCGGUGAUACGUCUCCAACUUUUGGUCGUGCUGCGAAGUUGCCCCAACAGUGCAAACUUCAGCCUUGUAGCCUAUUUCCACAGGAUACUACAUCUGGAUAUUGUGACCUCCUCAGCUGUGAUCACCUAUCUGGUUGGUGCAAUAUUCUUCUUUGCUGCCCUGAUGAACUUUAUCGCUGGCGCAUAUAUCCAGCGAACCACUGCUAUAUUUGUAUUCAGUCCCCUUGCAGUCCUGGGCUAUAUGUUGCUAGCAUUGCAGGCAUACUUGCCUUCACUACAUCCUCUGGAUUGUGAGAUAAACAAAGAACCAAACAACUGUGAGUCAGCUAAAGGUUGGAGCUUAACACUGCUCUACUUGAGCUUAUUAAUGUUUGCCAUCGGAGAAGGCUGCAUGCGUGCUUGCAUACCAUUGCUUGGUGGAGAUCAGUUCAGCAAUGAUGAUCCAAAAGAAACACAUCUCAAGAGUACGUUCUUGAGCUGGAUCAAGUUUGCAAACUCCGUUGGAGCACUCAUGGGAUUGGUAUUCUUAGUCUGGAUCGAGAACAAUUUGGGCUGGGCCCUUGGCUUUAUGAUAUCUGCACUUAUUGUACUUGUAGGGCUGUUUGUGGCAGCCAGUGGACUGCCUUUCUAUAGAACACAGAAGCCUAAUGGAAGUCCUCUAAAGGGAAUAUUGCAGGUUCUUGUCACUUCAUCAAAGAAGAGGCAGGUUGCUACCAUAGAUGUUAUCGAGCUGCAGGAGAUAGGAGCGGCCGAUAGUGUUGAUGGGGAAGGCAAAUCUGACAGCAAGAGCACUGGCACCACUCAGGUCGAGGAGUUAACAAAGGCCAUCACCCGAAUGCUUCCAAUCUUCAUCAGCUGCUUGCUCAUCUACCUGCCCUUCACGCUGCUAAUGACACUAACGAUACAAGUCGGCAGCACCAUGGACAAAGGGAUAGGCGUGAUCCAGAUACCUUCCGCCUCUCUAAUUGCAAUCCCAACAGCAUUUCACAUGCUUAUGCAACCAUGCUACAGGCAGAUAUUGACGCCACUGCUAAAAAGAUUUACAGGCCACACACACGGAAUCACCCCACUGCAGAGUAUCGGUGCUGGCUCGGUGUGCGGGGUAGCAGCAGCAUGCCUUGCGGCGUUAGUGGAAACAAGAAGGCUGACAGUCGCAGAACAGCAUGGGCUAACAUUGACAGGAGCAGGUGUCCCGAUGUCCGUGUUCUGGUUGGUGCUGCAAUUCUUCCUGCUAAGCAUCAUGGAUGCAGCAUCCUUCAGCGGACUGAUUGAGUUCAUAAAGAGCGAGUCAUCUCCGGAAAUGAAGCUGAUAGCACCGGCCAUGCAGUCCAUCGUUGCUGGAAUAGCAGCCUGGUUAGCAUGUGCCUUCAUACAGCUAGCGAACAAUGCUUCACGGCACGGGGAUGGCGGAAGAGGGUGGCUAGAUGGAGCAGACUUCAACAGGACGCGCCUUGAUCGUUUCUUCUUGUUGCUGGCAGGCUUUGAGUUUGUGGCACUCAUCAACUAUGCUUUCUGGGCGAGGAGAUAUGCCAAGAAGCAACGGAGCAGUGGUGUUUGA